GUGGAUAAAAGACUUCUUAGUUGGGCGUCAACAAAGAGUUCGGGUGAACUCAAAGUUAUCUAGCUGGGAAACUGUGCUUAGUGGAGUGCCCCAGGGUACAGUUUUGGGGCCAGUGCUAUUCCUCUUGUAUGUAAAUGACCUUCCUUGUAUCCUAUCAUCAUCGGUCUUGCUAUAUGCUGACGAUGUCAAGAUAUGGAGAACGAUACGAUGUGAGGGUGAUAGCUUAGAACUUCAAAAUGACCUGAAGAAGUUAUCUGAAUGGUCUCAAACAUGGCAGUUGCCGAUAAAUACUUCCAAGUGUGUUGUGAUGCAUAUCGGUCAUCAAGGCACAGAUACAUACACGAUGAAUAACACUGAGCUACCUGUCGUCCAGACAUAUAAUGACUUAGGAGUUAUCGUUAGUCAAGACUUAAAGACUACUGCACACUGCCGUGCAAUAGCCGCCAAAAGUUUUAGAACGUUAUGGUCAAUACGUAGGGCUUUUAGUCAUGUUGACGCUAAGACGUUUUUGACUUUGUAUACAGUGUUCGUUCGUCCUAAACUUGAGUACUGCAUACAAGCGGCUAGCCCCUGCUUUAAAAAAGACAGUGAGCUUCUGGAAAAGGUUCAGAGAACGGCGACUAAGCUGGUUCCUGGAAUAGCGAAGCUUCCGUAUGAAUCUCGACUGGCCAAGCUGAACCUUUUCCCGUUGUCAUAUCGCAGAACUAGAGGCGACUUGAUUACAGUCUACAAAUUGCUUAGUGAUAAAUUUGCACCUAACAUGCCCUCAUUUUUCUUGUCUUCCAAAACAGAGAAUUUACGAGGACACUCCAAAAAAGUUCACAAGCCGAGAACAAAUUACUUGUCAGCUGACUAUCGACUUUCCCAUCGAAUCAUCAACGAGUGGAAUUCACUACCUCAGCACGUGGUUGAGGCUCCAUCCGUCGACUCUUUCAAAAGAAAGUUGGAUCAACUGAGAGACCACCAUUGCCAGGACUAACAUAGGCCAUCGAGCCUCCUGUCCUUCCCAAACUGAAACUGAAACUGACUUCCCAGGAGUCCUUCAAGAGGAAACUUGACCUAUUCUUAAGGACUAAGGAUAACAUCUUAUUAUGAGUUACCAAUAUCUUUUUUCUAAUCUGUUAUGGUUAAUAUACCUAUGUUCCUGCCUGGGGGUAUUGGUGAUCCCCUGCUACUAGACACGGAAGCCUGUUAAACGGAAGCUUCUAUUCCGUCCACGUCCAUUUGAAACUCGGCGAAAUUACAUAUAAAUGGUAUUUUCCGCUGUGGUUAAAGUGUAGCUUUUCGCUUAAAGGCUUUCUUAAAGUUAAUGCCUUAAUGGUUACACAAAUGCACACCAACCAGUCUAUUUUUGCCCACAUUUACCAUUGUCAUUUUACCUCCCACCAUAAUGUUUUCGACAUUUACUUACUGCUGGAAAACGUUUCUUAGCGCUUGACCUUAUUAUGAAGAGUAAUUCGUGUUUAAGAAGUAAUUUGCAGGAAUUCUAAUCACAAUCCUCAAAAAUAUCAGCAUUAUGGUGUCUGUCAUACUUUGUGUUUGUAAGUGAGAAGUAUGAUAAUUAUUGAUGUCUAGAAAAUGUGGAACUUAGCUGUGUAUCUGGAGUUUGUUUGAUGAGAACAUGUACUAAGAAUGUUUCUUUUUUCCAACUAGAGAUUAAUUUAACGUUUUAAGACCGGCUUAUUUUUUCUCAGUACAUCACAUACAUAUGAAAAUGUUGAAGUAUAUGUAGGCAUUCGUUUAUUUGAGAAAAGUGUUCAUAUUAAAAUCGAAACAAUAGCGUUGAAACUAAAUGUUCCCAUCUUCAGUGGUAGUCCGCAUUUUCGUCUAGUAAGUUCUGAAGCAAUAACCACCAACUGUUGUGGUGUGGUUGUAUUUGGAUUUUUAUUACAAUAUGAAGUGUGAUGUUCGAUAAGAAAACGGGAAGGAAAAAGAAUAACACUAAUUUGCUACUUAUAUCAUCAUUCUUUCGUUGCUUUUACGUUUGAUUUGUCUCAUCAUGAGAAAAACCUGAUAUAAAUUCUAGUAAGUCCUCUUGCUCACACUGACCAAUUCAAACUUUGCUGUUAAUGCAUCUACGUAAAAAGAAUCAUAAAAAUCCGUUCCUAAUUCGUUCAAUAAAAUCAAUUUGUUAAACCAUGUCUUACGCGAAGUUCCAAGAGAAGUAAAAUUGGUGGGCGAUCCCAGUCUCAUAACCUAAUCCUGAUUAUAUCUCAAUAAUGCCUUCAGAUUGCCAUUCAUGAGCUUGAUCACACUCAUCUGAAAUGUAAAUAAUUAAUUAAAGGAAUCUAUGAUCUUGCAUAUCUAUUCCUUAUACUUUCCUGCUAAGGAUGUUUCUAGGAUUUCCGGUUCCUUCUCACUUGAAGGCAACAAAACUGAUGAUCCACCCAUGUUACUGAACAUACUAUUAAAGGAUGAAUUAUUUAAAAUGCAUAUCAUUUGUUUAAUAUUAUCAGUCAAUUAGAUGGUUGCUACAAGCUUUUGAAAAGUAGCGUAGUGAAGACAAUUGCACACGUAACUUACCCGACCCAUCCUCUAGCCCUUAAUGUUAGUGUAGAAGUUGAUGGCUGAGGCUUUGUCUUCGUUUAAUUUGUGUAUAUAAGUUAAUAGAAGUAAUAGGCUUACUUUAGGUGCUUCCAUCAGUCUCAACUUUUAGUAGGUAAACUUGCUGUACCUAGCCUAACAUUUGGCUACAUCCAAAUCAACUGAGUCGUAUGGAUAAUCGGGUUUUCGUUUGAGUCCCGCUCUGCUAAUGAUCAGCAGAAUUAUUGUGCUUACCACAGGCUUCUCACUUUAUAGGGGUAAAGUAGUUUCAUCCUGCGAAUUACUUUGUUAAACGAAGCAACUAAGUGUUUAGUUGGAUAGAAAUAAUCUAUGAGCAGUUGAUUUUUCUGCGUGUAACACCUGAUUAGUGCAAGACUGCACAUUUAGUAAUAGAUUGGUUUCCAUUCAUAUUGAGUCGAUUUACUAUCGAUAUCAACAAUGCCAGGACGUAUACAGCACGUCUCACUCACUAUCCAUAUGCUUGCCGCAAGAAGUACCUGCUUCUUGACCAAAGCAUUAAUGGAAACAAUUUUUUGUUGUACGUGGAAAAAGUAUGGAGCUAGAAGAUUAGUUUCCAAAUCCUAAAGUUCUAAUGUAUAAAAAGUAUGUAAUGACGGAAUGAUUAAUUCACUGUUAGCAUAGAUUACUGAUGUGCACUUACAUAUUAUAUCACUUACAGAAACCCACACGUACUCAGUAGUUAGUCAUGAUUAAUUUUAUUGUCUAAACGUUUUAAGCGGUUGAAGAGGGUCUACAAAAUAACUUCUUGCCGUCCUACGAUUAUUGUAUGUUUCACUAAGGCCUAUAAAGAUGUGGGACUGUUUAAAAAGAAUGUUUUCAUCUGUUGGAGUGUACGAGAUACAAUUACAGGGAUCCCGUGUGUUCCAUCCUUACGUUUUAUCAGUAUUAUUCCCUAAGGAUUGCUCAUUGCGUUUUUGUUUAUUAUCCAUGUAAACAUUUUCUGAUUUGAGACAUGAUUACCUCAUUGAUCGAGUCAAAAGUCUGACUUAGUUUGAAAAUAUCCAUAUAUUACAAAAACAGGGAUUGUGAUUUUAAAAACUGUUCAUCACUAAGAUAUUUCCUACUUUUAGGUCUGGGUCUUUUAUAUAUCUCAAUAAAGAUGCCAAAGAGUAAGUCCAUUGAAGCACGUCCAAGAAAACGUAAACAAAGUCAAAGAACUGAGGAACUUACCACUUCAGUUUCUGAGCAUCCUAAACGCGAAGUAAAUCACAUAUCACACCUGUCAGAUGGCUCACGCCACCCAAAACUCAGAAGCCGUGUUAGCCAUGAGCGAUCAUUCCUAACAGAUUUCCACAUUGUAAACAAAGUUCCAAAGUGGCUCAUUUUAUCUUUCAUAUAUUUGGGGGUCUUGAUUUUUUUGAUGAUGAUUGUCUUUCGUCAAGUAAUGGUAUGGUAUCAGGGAAAACAAGUUAUUACUCCACUUCAUCUACCUAAAGUAGUAUCGGAUGCUUCAUCGCAUGAACGAUCUCAUAGUUUGUUUUGGGGAAGUUAUCGUCCCGGAAUUUAUUUUGGUAUGAAACAUAGAAGCCCCAAAUCUCUUUUGUUUGGAGUUAUGUGGACAGUCCAAGAUCCAGAAAAUUUUGUCUACCGCCACUCAUGUGAUCAAUUUGAUGGCGUUCUAAGCUACAACUGGUUGGAACACGAUGGUCGUACUUUUGGAACACAGCAAAUAGUGGAUAUCCAUCAUAUUAUCACGAUAUCUUUUGUAAAACCGUCUUCUGACUUGAUGGGCGGUGACUGGACAGUAAGGAUUUCGGCAGUUGCGCGGAAUCGUACUUCUAUGGAAUAUCCAUUGUCGGUGAUUGUCUACUUUUAUUAUCCUGGUGAUAAAAAUGACUUCUUCAUCGAACCAGUCAUUUCGAAUAAGAAAAUUACUGGAUUGGAAGGUAGUUCAAUGGAGUUGAGUGAUUUUCAUGUUUUGUUUCAUCCUACUCCUCAUAAAUUACAGGAGAGUUCUCUCGUGGCUUAUAUACCUAGAGAAGAUACAAUUAAAGAGACAAUGUUAUCUGGUUUAGGAGUUAGAAGAGAUAAGAAUUUCUUGGCACUAACAGGUGUCACAAAGAAUCAUAAUAAAAAUCAACCUCCAAAUGCAUGGUUUUAUGAAAUAAGUACAAAACCCAAUGAAAAUAAUCAACCAAUUCUGGAUGUCGAAUUCCUUCGAUCACAAAGUCCAUUUGAAGGUUUUCAUGGGAAUAGUUUCUCCGAAGAGUUAUCUAAACAGUCUAUAAGUUUCCAUAAACGUUUUGUUGAAAGAUUCAGUGUUGAUUUAACGAAGUUUUCUAAUAGACAGGUCAACUUAUCUAAAAUUUCAGUCAGCAAUCUACUGGGUGGUAUUGGUUUCUUUUACGGCACAUCGUUAGUUCGUUCGGCUAAUAUUGGACCGGAACCAGUAUCUAAUUGGGCGUCUAGUUUAUUUACUGCCACUCCAUCUCGUCCCAACUUUCCGCGUGGAUUUUUAUGGGAUGAAGGAUUUCAUGGUUUGAUAUUGGCCCGAUGGGAUCCAAAUCUUGCAAUGGAAACAGUCGGUUCAUGGCUCGAUCUUAUGAAUGCUAAUGGUUGGAUUCCACGUGAACAGAUUUUAGGUUGGGAGGCCAGGUCAAAGGUUCCAUCCGAAUUUGUUGUUCAGUCCUCUGAUGUUGCCAAUCCACCAUCCUUGAUUUUAACUGUUGAAGCUUUGUUAGAUCGUUUGCCUCGACUAACUGUUGCUGAAGCUAAUGAAUUUCGUCGUUGGUCUUUGUUAAUUCUUCCAAGGCUACAUGUUUGGUAUCAAUGGUUCAAUACUACUCAGAUUGGUCCUGUCCCUCUGUCAUAUCGCUGGCGCGGUCGCAAUCCAAAUGAAAUUCAUCAGCUGAACCCUCUUACAUUAAGUUCUGGAUUAGAUGAUUUCCCUCGUGCCUCUCAUCCAACUGAUGAUGAACGUCACAUUGAUUUACGUUGUUGGAUGACUUUGUUUGCUCGUGUAAUGGCAAGAUUGGCUUCUAUUGUUACACAAUUUAUGCAAGCAGAUCAAAAUGCAAAUGGUCGGUCAAAGCUAGAAGAGACUCGUUCAUUGAUUGCUGAAUAUACUCGUUGGGCUGAUCUAUUAUCAGAUGAGAAUGAACUGGAUAGACUUCAUUGGUCAGGAAAACAGGGCCGCUAUGCUGAUUACGGUCUGCACACAGACUUUGUUAGACUAGAGAUGCCUGAUAUACCUAAGGGAUCACAUGUUUCUGAUGAGCAGAUGAGAUUGGUACGAGUAACUGUGAAAACCCCAUCACUGCAGUUAGUGGACACCUCGUUUGGAUAUGUAAAUUUAUUCCCAUUUCUUUUGAAAGUUCUUUCUCCUACAUCACCACGACUUCCUCGUUUGUUAGCUGACCUGAGUAAUAAGGAAUUGCUGUGGUCUGAGUUCGGCUUGCGUUCAAUCAAUCUUAAGUCUCCUUUUUAUCAUACACACAAUACCAAAGAUGACCCACCCUACUGGCGAGGUGCUAUAUGGAUAAAUAUAAAUUAUUUGGCCGUACAGUCACUACGUUAUUAUUCUCACCAUUCACGUACACCUGUACCUGUCGCUGCAGAAGCUAAACGAUUGGCUGAACAACUGACGCAAAAUUUAGCACGUACCGUAUUAGGUGGACUUGAACGAACAGGUCAUUUAUGGGAACAGUAUAACGAUCAGACUGGAAAUGGUCAACGUGGUCAUCCGUUUUCAGGAUGGACAAGUUUAAUUAGUUUAAUAAUUAGUGAUAGUUCUUAACUUGUUUGUACAUUGUUUUUAUCAUUUAUAUGCCGUGACUUAAUGUUGUAUAUCCUUUUCUUUUUUACGUAUUUUGUCUUUAUGUUGUUAUAUUUUUGAUCUGAUGAAUAAAUUUUGGUGGAAUAAUAGGAAGUAUCUGAAUGGAUACUAAGUGAUUCUUCAAGUAGAAUAAUUAUUUUGGUCUUGGAGUCUGUAAUAAGGCUUGAAACGUACGGUGUUAAUAAACCAAAAAUUCAUGAGAAGACCGUUAUGAACCGGCUUCAAGCAAUUAUCUUUUGGCCUCUGGAUUUAUUCUUCCAGGUCAUCAGGAGCACUUCUACUCGUAAAAAGUGAUAGUAACCCCUAAGGAGAGAGGGAAUGUCUAAUUAAAAGACACAGUCGAAUUUUUUGAUAUUUCAACCCAGAGAAUAGAUAAUGGUUACUGUUUGUUCUGAAAAUGUUCAGACCACUGUUCAUUCAUAGCACGUAUCAACAUUAAUUAUAAGAAGAGACUUACAUAACCUAGCGGCCCUCAACCUCGACACGACUAUGGAUAGAAAUAAGGUUAUAUAACCAUCAGUCAUUGUCGUUGUUAUGAUAUCCAAACACCUGUAAGCACUAAAAUGAUAUCUGUCAUCAACUUGAGUCAAAAGGUUAGGAAGGACCAUUAAAUUCCUGAAGUUCUUAUCAAAUUCUUAACUGCUUUAAAAUUCAUCCUGUUAUACACGGAAAAAGACAGAUUGACGACAACUCAAACAUAGGCUAAUAAAAACAUUAUGAAAUGAUCAUGAUCAAUGGUGGACAAUAAAAGCAAAAUAGACGGGAAAGGCAAUAGGCAGCACUAGAUAUCUGUCCCGACACGUCACAGAUAGAUGCAUUAGAAAGCCGGUUGUCAGCUGAUGUAUUUCUGAAAAAAACGGAAAUAUUAUUUAUUAGGUUUAGGAGAUUAAACAAAUGGACAGCAUAGUGGGCAACAAUUCAGCUGACCUUCAGUAACUCACCUCUUCCCAACAGCCUGAUUAAGAAAUCGCUACAAUUCUCCCAACUCUUUUAAGGAUGGAUAUGGUCAUAUCUAUCUUGAAGCAAGGGAAAUCAGCAGGACCUGAUAGAUUAACUUGGAGGUUAUUUAGUCAUGGUGGUCCAGUAUUAGCUGCUAGAGUUUAGGAGCUUGGGGUAGUCCCGUCUGACCGGCCAUGUUCACUAACUGUCAGUUUAGAAAUGACAAAUCUUUCUGCGAAGGAAUUACUUUGUUUUGUAUAGUCCCAACAUGUCAGCCUCAAUUAUCGCUCUAUCAUUAUUUAGAUCUCGAAAAUAACAAACUAGGAAAACCUAGAUUGAAUUCAAACUGGAAUCCGGAUGUAUCAAUCAAAUAUUCAUACUUCCAGGUCCCAGCACACCCAAGUCACGUUCACCUGUGGUUAUGUAUCCUAACUUAAGGUUCUUUACUAAGAACCUUUUGGUUAAAUCAGCGCUUAGGGCGAACUGUAAUCUAGAUUGACAAUCUCAGUUUGUCUCCUUCAAGAUUGUAUAUACUAUUACUCUUCGUAUCUUAUUUCGUUAUAAAUUACCUCGCCCCAGAAAUCAUAAAUUUCAGAGGUCGGUAUUUUAUCAGGUUCACUUAAUGACAGUCCUAUUUGUGGAAGAUACACUAUCCAAUCUUUUGAACUUGAGUGACAGUAGAAUCAUGUUUAGCAUUUGUUUCCAUCCAAAAGCAGAAUGCUGCUUCAGUACUGGUCUGGGUCAGUCCUUACACUAAUGAUAGAGUGAAGCGGCUGGGCGCGCGCCAGUUCGAUUCAGUCUCAUUAACCAUCGUUUUUUGGUGGCUGACACGGAUUCUUAUAUCUCUCUUGGUUUCUCUCAGUGUGCUCACUCGUGCCGUAGAAAAGAUACCUGUCUUCCAAUCAAGUUAUGAGUACAUUAUACAUCAACGCGCUCUAUAUCACUGUAUGGUUGUGAAACAUGGCCUACGAAAGUAGACGAUACUCUUGGGUUACUGGUAUUUGACUGUAGAUAUCUUUGAAGUAUUACUCAGGUGUGACAAGUUCACUAAGUAAGCUAUGAUGAUAUUUGACGUGAAGUAAUUAUUCAUCGAUUAAGGUGACUUGGACAUGUAUUACUUAUGCCCAAUCAACACAUCCCUCGAUGCGCAUUGCUGGGUAAUGUGGGAGUAGGUAGGGGUAAGAAUUCAUGAUUAUCUGACUUAAAUGUUUUGGAAAAUACAAACUAAUUUGUUGAGACCCACAAGACAGUCCUAGUUAUUGGUCGGGCGUGGGUGAUGACUCAGUCCGUUGUAUUAGUUCAAAUACAUUCUCUAUAUAUAAUUUCUUUCUAGACUAUAUUCUUCGCUGUCUGAUUUAUGCGAAUAUCAUCAUUUAUACUACUAGCUCUACUACCAUGCCGUUCAUUCUAAUGAUUCCAUCUCGUGUUCAUUCGGUAUAGCGUUUUAAGCUAACAGAUGUUUUCAGUAUAGGGUUGUGGAUAUUGUUAAGAUUUGAUUGAGAUCAUGAAUGGAUCGAUUUUAGACCACCAUUAAAAACCUGGGAGCACUGGAUGGACGUUUCAUCCUAGUAUGAGAUUCCUAAGCAGUGCGCAUCCACACCGUUGGAUACCGGUUCAGUAGUCUGGAAGUUAAGCGUUCGUGCGCGAGACCGAAGGCCCUGCGUUCGUGUCCUGGGUGCACACUGCUGAUAGGUCCUAUACUUGGACGGUACGGCUGUCCACUGCUUCUAGGUUUUCAAUGGUGGUCUAACAUUAAUCUAUUCCUGAUCUCAAUCAUAACAGACAUUUGUGGCAAGCCGUAUGUUAACAAGGUCUGAUUGACUUUGAAAUGUAAAACUAAUGAGUAGUUUGACAGAAAAUGAUAUUGUUUAAUGCCUUCGAAUGUAUGUUUACUGUGGUCGUUUAGUUUACUGAUAAAAAGAUAGGGACUAGUGCGUCAAACGUGCAAUUCGUUAGCCAAAUGAGGCCUUAAAGUUAACAUCGAGAUAACUGCUGAUCAUGACAAUGCAUUAGACUAUAGCAACUCACGUGCAAUUGAGUUUGUUCACAUUUACUUUGGUUAAGAUGCUAUGCGGUCAUAUGGAUGAACACCUUUAUUAUAUGUU
This is a messenger RNA of Schistosoma haematobium, 9384 nucleotides long. RefSeq lists its product as uncharacterized. The record is from RefSeq and is a predicted model, not a curated record. The coding region runs from base 3665 to 6301 and encodes 878 amino acids. The transcript is spliced from 9 exons. Gene Ontology annotation, biological process: protein N-linked glycosylation; oligosaccharide metabolic process. Gene Ontology annotation, molecular function: Glc3Man9GlcNAc2 oligosaccharide glucosidase activity. NCBI's taxonomy places the organism in Eukaryota, Metazoa, Platyhelminthes, Trematoda, Strigeidida, Schistosomatidae. Gene Ontology annotation, cellular component: endoplasmic reticulum membrane.